Molecule: messenger RNA, 1420 nt
Organism: Dendrobium catenatum
Lineage: Eukaryota; Viridiplantae; Streptophyta; Magnoliopsida; Asparagales; Orchidaceae
Product: GABA transporter 1
Exons: 7
Coding region: 14-1420 (468 amino acids)
Cellular component (GO): plasma membrane
Source: RefSeq, a predicted model, not a curated record
UAAGAAGGUAGAGAUGGCAGCUAUUGCGCCUUCAGAUUCAGAGAGAAAGAUGGAAGAGAAGAUGGAAUGCGAUCAAAAUAUAAGUGUAGAAAGUAUUUCUGAAGCCGAUCAAAAGCAGCUGGACGCAGGAGCUCUCUUUGUUCUCAAGUCCAAAGGAUCAUGGCUUCAUUGUGGAUAUCAUCUGACGACGUCAAUUGUGGCACCGGGGCUGCUGACUUUGCCAUUCGCGCUGGCAAAGAUGGGAUGGGGGGCCGGCGUGGCCUACCUCCUGGUAGCGGCUGUCGUCACAUUCUACUCUUACAACCUCAUCUCCCUAGUCUUGGAGCACCAUGCACAGCAAGGCAAUCGCCUGCUUCGCUUUAGAGACUUGGCUCGCCUCGUUCUCGGAUCUUUCUGGGGCCGCUACUAUAUUGGUCCGAUGCAGCUCAUACUUUGCUUGGCCUCCGUCGUAGGUGGCAUCCUUCUUGCAGGCAUAACCCUCAAGGCUAUGUACUUAGCUGAGAAGCCACAUGGAACAAUGAAGCUCUAUGAAUUCAUAGUGUUCGCAGGAUUAUUAAUGUUGCUUCUUGCACAAAUCCCAUCCUUCCAUUCCCUGAGGCACCUCAACCUCGUCUCCCUCAUUCUCUGCCUUGUUUACAGUGCAUGCGCUACAGCAAGCUCUAUCUAUAUUGGGUACUCCUCUCGUGCUCCAAUGAGAGACUACUCCAUUCCUGGCUCGGGUAAAGACCAGCUUUUUGGCAUAUUUACUGCAAUAUCUAUAAUUGGUACAACUUAUGGCAGCGGGAUUAUACCAGAAAUUCAGGCAACUGUUGCUCCGCCAGUAAAAGGCAAAAUGUUUAAGGGACUCUGCCUCUGCUAUGUGGUGGUGAUCAGCACCUUCUUUAGUGUUGCUAUAGCAGGAUAUUGGGCAUUUGGAAACCAAGCACAAAGCAACAUCCUUUCAAACUUCUUCGCUUCUGAUGGCAGUGUCCUUGUUCCUAAGUCGCUCUACAUGAUGAUCAACUUCUUCUGUAUCGUUCAAAUUUUUGCUGUCUCAGUGGUCUACCUACAACCAACCAAUGAAGUGCUCGAGCAGCUCCUCGCCGACCCAAAAAAACAUCAAUACUCUCCACGCAAUGUGAUUCCAAGAACCAUUUCUCGCUCAUUAGUUGUCGCCUUUAGUACCCUCAUUGCUGCCAUGAUUCCAUUCUUUGGGGAUCUCACUGCAUUGAUAGGAGCAUUCGCAAUCUUGCCAAUGGACUUUAUGAUACCAGCUAUUAUGUAUAACAUCACAUUUGGAUCAUCUGUGAGGAAGGCAAUUUACUGGGUCAACAUGGUCAUCAUCACAGUCUUUUCGGGGUUGACUGUGCUCGGCUGCAUUUCCUCUGUGAGGCAAAUAGCACUCGAUGCAAAGAGUUACAAGUUAUUUGCCAAUCUGUGA